GUGCGGGACCCGAAGACAUGAUGUCGUCCGACGUGCCACUCAGCGCAGCAAGCCGCAACGUCCACGGGGACGUAAAUAAAGCGUCGCACAGUUGACCAGCCCGCCGAGUGUCAUCACCGUCGCGCGAUCCGCAAUAUGCGCGUUGAAUGCGAACGUGCGACGACAACCGGUCCGCCGAGCAACCACCAAAGAUGAACGUUCUAUGGUAUGGCGUUCUCGGAGCUGCCGCGUCUCUGCUUGUUUACAUCCUCGGCAUAGAAACGAUCAUUAAACUCCUCAUCUGCUUGCUUGCAUUAAUUCUAGGGACGUUGGUCUGUGUAUAUAGGACGUACUCUCCAAAUCUCGACGAUGUAAUUAAGUCUGAAAGAGAAGACUUAACUAAGAAGACUGAAAAGUUCCGGCAGUAUAUACUAGAUCUAUCUACAGAGAAGAUGACAUUUACGUUAGAUAAGAGGAUAACUGGUAGUCGUAUCAUUGAUGAAUCCCUGCAAGAAAUAUUGGAUUUUUUAAUCAGGGACUACGUAGAGCCAUGGUAUAGCGCUAUUACGGAUGAUGAGGAAUUUAUUUAUUCUGUUCGGGACACUGCUCAAAAAAUCGCCAUCAAUGUCGCCAAUCAGGUCAAGAGCGUCGAUUGGAUACCCUACUUGACCACACGGCUCGUUGACGAUGCAGCUUCGCACGUCAGGCUGUAUCGGCAAGCAACCGCACGGAUGAAGCAAUUACGGUCCACCAGAAUUCAGAAGGGUAGCGCCAGCUCGAGCACGUCGGGCGGGACGCCGAAGAAAACGCCCACCCAUCGCAGGAACAAAAGCGAAACCGAUGUAUCCUGGUACUCGCAGUCGAAAUUUUACAUACCCAACUUGUCGUCGCUCACCGAGCCAAUCGAGUCGUCUGGCGAUGAGAAGGAGGACGAGUCGCUCGAGAAGAUAUUUUUCGACCUCGAGGUGCAAAUGGAGAACAAUCUGAUAUGCAGGGACCUGGUGUGCACGAACGACACUCAGGAGUUGGAGUUCCUGGGCGAGAUAUCAGAGAUCCUCCUGUACCUGGUGCUACCCAAGUCGGACUUCGAUUGUUUAACUACGAGAUUUAUGUUAAGGGAGUUGUUAGUGAACGUUAUAAUCAGACCGUUGUUAGAUCUGUUCUCCGAUCCUGAUUACAUUAAUCAGGCAUGUAUAUGGCUGUGUACUAAGGAUGGUGGUUUACCAAGUGAUAUCUUUCUAACAGUAAUUAGAAUAACGGAUAACUUAGAUGAAUUAGUGGCGACGAAGAAUAUAGUCUGCAAGGAAAUAGCGCAUCUACGCUCCAAGGAUUCAGGUGGAGAGGACGAUCUGUCGGUGAAGCAGCAGCUGAACAGUCUACUUUACGUGAAGAAAAUCCUAGAGACGCGGAUCAUCGGCAUGCAGGAGGGUUUAGAGACGGAGGCAGACGGGAUCGGUGCCCAGCAGGAAUGGAAUAGGCUGCUCAUACCGGGCCAGAAGCUGGUCAACUUACCGUUAGACGAAUUGCUGAAGAAUAAUAUCACGCUCAGUUACUUCAUCGACUAUAUGACCUCCAUAAACGCGGAGGCGUACUUGUUCUUCUACCUGAACGUGUACGGAUGGAGAGUUUCAGCUGAGCAACAGAUAUCGGACAUAGAACUUCAGAAGAUUCAGAGCGCUCAGUCCGGCGCGAGCAUGAUCGGUACCAGACGUAAGAACGCGGAUCUGGACAAUCUCAAGGAGGCGGCGACGAAGAUCUAUCAACAAUACCUGAGCGACAAAGCAUCGCCCAGGCUGCAGCUAGACGACGCGCUGGUAAGAAGUUUACUAGCAAGGACGAGAACGGAAUCGGUCAAGGAGACGUGGUUCGAUGAGCUGCGAAAUUGCUGCUACGAGAAGCUGCAGAGCGAGGACAGGUUCCUGCCAGGCUUCAAGAGAUCGCUGGCCUAUGUCAAGCUGCUCGCCGAACUAGAUCUCUUGAAGGAUCCCGUGUCCGAAGACGACGCAAAGUCCUUGGACAGCAUAAGCUUGUCCAGCACGAACAACGAACUGGACACCCUCGAGGAGUUGUCCGAGAAUACGUGCAAGAAUAACGAUACUAAAUCCGCGAAGGAGGUUGCUAAAAAAUCAAGUUCCUCGACGAGUCUAACAAGCAUGGGCGAGGCUAGCGAGAGCAGACCGUCCGACGAGGUUGAUGCGGGUACGAGUGAUCUUAGGGCCAUGAAAAACGCAUCCAAGGGAUUCACCGCGGAAAUCGAUCAGCUCGGUGAUAGGAAGGACAUUGCGUUCGACGCGGAGGCAACAAGCGCCGAACAGUUCGUCAAGUUGGAUGAGAACAAUUACGAUCAGAACGCGAAAAAGCUGCAACAGGGCCGUUUCGAGAUCACCGCCAUUAUCAUAGAGACUGGCAUCGUCAGAGACGAUCGCGGAAAAACGUACGGCAUAUACGCCGUAGCGGUUACGAAGAACUACGACUCGGGCUAUAAGGAGAAGUGGCACAUCUACAGACGAUACUCCGACUUCUACGAUCUGCACCAGAAGAUCAAAGAUAAGUAUUUCGAUCUGGCGAAGAUACCGUUCCCGGCGAAGAAGACGUUCCACAACAUGGAGCGCACCGUGUUGGAGAAACGGAUGGUGAUGCUGAACGUCUGGCUGUGCCAACUAACAAAGCCCGCGAUUAUGGACGGUCACAUGGGACUGCAGAAUCUGUUGUUGGCCUUCUUGGAGCAAGGGGAUUACGAUAAAGGCGUCACCGGUGGCCAAAUAUCGAGAACGAUAGACACCUUGAUGAAUCCCCUGAAGACGUCCAUGAAGAGCGUUACGCAGGCGGUGAAAACGAUGCCGGACAAUAUGUUGAGUACGGUGGACGGCGUAAUGGACAAUCUGAGCAAAUUCUUUGGCAAUCCCAAGAAAACGACCAUAUUUUACGAAAAUACCAAAGUUGGUGCCAGUCUCGAUACAGAGACUGAUGACAAUAUUCCAUUGCGUAUCAUGCUGCUGUUAAUGGACGAAAUCUUUGACCUGAAAGUGCGGAAUCAAUGGCUGAGACGUCGAAUCAUAACGCUGCUGCGGCAAAUCAUUCGUACGAUGUUCGGAGACAUAGUAAAUAGGAGGAUAGUAGAAUACGUGUCGGUUUUGACCAGUCCGUCGAAAGUUGCGGGAUAUUUACGUUUGUUUAAGAACAGCUUCUGGCCGAAUGGCGUGAAAGCGGAAAGUAAACCGCCGCGCGACACGGAAAUGAAGAACAGAACGCGAGUGGCAGCUAAGAUAGCCUUACUUUCGUGUCUCUCGGACGAAUUGAAACAUAUCCUAGGCAGCGAGACGACGAGGCGCGGACUGCUGAGGGUGUUCGAGCUGUUCCAGCGGCCCGUGCUAAACAGGAGACUGCUGUACGUACUACUGGAAGGCAUCGUGGAGACUCUGUAUCCACAGAACAAUUUAGUGACGGUCUUCAGGAAACUGUACUCGGUAUCGCCGAGAGUGAAGAGUAAAAGCAAAACGAAGUCUUGAUGGAGGAACAGGACGGACUGAUGUCCGAACGCAAUGGUGCAGGAGCGGCCCGACCGUAAUCGAGACAACUCACGGGAUUAGAAGUUACGUCGACUUCAUUACUGAUCUUCAAUAGGGAUACACACUUCUUCUGGGUAGUUUAGAGAUCUACGAUAUUAAGAAAAUACUCGUGCAAACUGUCCAAGAUUUAAAAAAAAUAUAUAUAUUUGACCCUUUCGCUGCGGCGCGCUCCAACCAAAACGCGCUCGUCGUGUGUACGACACGAUAUUAUACAACGACGAAGAUGACCGAGAUCGAGAAGAUGGUCGCGAGUGCAACAGUAGUUUUCCAUACAAGAUACGUACUUAUGGUUAGAAUAUUAGUAAGAUUCUUGAAAAGCCAAAUGAAUCAGCGUGAGAGUCAACAUGCUAAAUAAUUUUUGUAAAGUUGUCCACAUACAAUUCAAGUUCUUGUCAUAAAGAUAUUUAACAAUCGCAAAGCGAUUUCGAGACGGGAUUCUUACGUAUAUAUGUUGACUUUGAUCACCUCACAAUGUACGGCAAGAGAGAAGCUACUUUUGCACGAAGUAUAUGUGCAUCGUACGUAGCGGAAGGGUUAAGAUAUUUGUGUCUUUGACACCCAUUGGGCUCUUGAUAUCUAUCUUCACUCCUAUCUCUGCGACAAAAUAUUUGAAAAUUAAGAGGACAUAUUUCAUUUCACAAUACGACCAAUCAUGUAUUUGAUAGAUAUCGCAACUUUUGUAAUGUUAAAUGUUCUCGAUUAUUUCUCAGAGAAAAAAUUUCACUUUGUUUCUUAUCUUAAAGUUCCAGUGAUUUUCCACAUACUAAUUAUAAUGCUUAUACUUAAUGUACUUAAUAUGUUUGAUAGAUCAGAUUCUCAUUCUCUUUACAGAUUUUUAUUUCAUCACUAUCAUUUUCGAGGCAAAAUAUAAAGUGUUGAAACGUUAAAAUCCAGUCCAGCUCGCUAGAUGUAAAUAUUUCUAUAUUUUAUAUUUCAUACUUUAUAUUUUCUAUAUUUCAUAAAAUAUUGAAGAAGUACUGAAAUCAAACGUGUGACAGUCGGUCACGCUCUAGUUAAGCUUAAAACGCAGUAGCAGCUUUAUUUGAGCUCAAUGGGUUAAUGAGAUGAUCAAUCGCUAAGCUUAUGGAGAUAUUACUGGAUGUCGUUUAUUUUUUAAACAUUCCUCUGAGCAGUGCAAAGUGCACACGUACGCCAUUGCAACGGACACCCGUCGCGCCUAUAGUUUUCGACAGGGAACAAAACGAAAGUCGUACGCUUUCAUAUAUCGACGAUUUAUAUACGUUUAAGGAUGCACACGACGGAAAAGUUCCAACCUGUUGAUUUCUCUCUAUUUGGAUUACUUCCAAACGGAAGUGUGUUAAAAAUAUCGCAAAUUUAAAAUGAAAUACUCUCGAAACGUUCGUGUACGUAAUGUGAAAAUGCAUGAGAAAUGAAUAUAAAUUCCCUUAAAAAAUAAGAGAUAGUACCUUAGGCUUUUUAGAAAAAUUAAUUUCACAAUAUUUCAUCAGAAAAUUUAAGCUAACGGGAUAUGCAAGUUGUAGCUCUCUCUUCGAACAUACCCUCGUUAGAUCAUUUAGUAGAUCCUUUUUUACGUACACUAAGAGAAAUUUCCCAUAUCUGCCAAAUGCAAUAAAAAUUGUAAUACUCUCAAACAGAAAGCACGCUGAGCAAAGUCCAUAGUUGGCGUGAUAGACGGAGCUUUUCCGGGUGUGUGCAACUAUUGGAAGUGAUCUAGUGGCCAAAAAGUAUAAUAUCGAUUUCAAUUGCGUAAUUGCGAGCCUGCAACUCGGCUCGCCAAUCUCGUUGAUAUUACACGUUGAUAUUAAACGUAGGAUAAUAUUAAAGAAAAAGAAAACUUGCGGAUAUUCUUUGUGAUUACCUCGUAGGGGAACACAAUAUGGUCCACGUGGAAACAUUCCAUUUGCCGCACCGAAUAGUUAGCUAAUUUGUCCUUUUUACAACUGUCCUCAAAACUACAACGUAAUACAUACAUGGGCGUAAAGACAACACUGUUUUUCACGCAUCGCGCACAUCACAUGUUGUACAUCACAGUUUACUUAAGUUCCAAGAGACGUAAUACGAAGAAUGCAAUCAAUUUAGACGUAUAAUUUAUCGCAGACGUUAUACUUAAUUAUAUUUAUAUUGGACUACUCCGGAGUUUAUCUGUGCCAUUCGGUUGAGUAGUGCCUAUCUAUUUAUUAGAGAAAAAUUAUGAUUGUAAGAGCGGUUUUGAUGGCGCUCUUUUGGACAUUUUGCUCCUUUUUCUAGAAAUUUACAAGGUCUCGAUUGACUCCAUUCAUCAAGAAUGCAAAUCACGACUGUAUAAAAAUUGUUGUACAUUACUCUAUCGUACGUCUGUAUAUAAAGUUAUUUCUAUCUCAUGUUAAAACGCCAUACUUAUCAUGUUUACUUAUUAAAGGGACUAUUUAUAA
Ooceraea biroi (clonal raider ant) is the source of this 5941-nucleotide messenger RNA. Its product is annotated as sorting nexin-13. Lineage: Eukaryota; Metazoa; Arthropoda; Insecta; Hymenoptera; Formicidae. Gene Ontology annotation, cellular component: early endosome. Gene Ontology annotation, molecular function: phosphatidylinositol binding. The record is from RefSeq and is a predicted model, not a curated record.